GUUACUUGUGCAGUAACUGUAUAACAUGCUAAUUAACACAAAAAUAGCUGAGAUAUAGUAGUAUUAUUGGUUCUAUUAACUAUUUGGCAGAUACAGAGCACAAGAACAAUUUAUUUGACAAUGUGGAGGUUUAUAAAUUGCACACCAUGUUAUACAUAGUAGAAAAUAAAAACCUGAAAUUAAUGGCAAACACAGAUUUUACAGAUAUGUGCAUGACAAUGGCUCACCAUAUGCAUACAUACUAUUCCAAACCUCAUGGGUUUUUUUCAACAACUGCAUGUAUAAGGCAUUGCAAAAGGAGAAGAAAUAAAGUUAGUAGGAACUAUACUUUAAAAAGAAUAGCCCUUUUUUCAUUUGACCCAAUAUUAUGGUCUUUGUGGAUUGUCUACAAGAUGGUUAAUAAUAAAGCAGAUUUAUUUCUCUCAUUUCUCAACUGUAGACUCAUAAUACGCUGUAUGCAAAUAAAAAUAAAUAACACAACAAAUUCAGGUUAAUAAUUAAAUACCUCAUCUGAUCAUUGGUCAAACUUUGCUGAAGCUAAUUUAAAUUGGAAGCAAGCCAUCCAGCUAUAAAAAAUUCAUUUCAUCAUCCACUACCAAUCUUUGAUUUGAAUUACACACGAGUUAGUGUAUGCACCUCUUCCGUAAACAUUACUCUUAACACCCUUUUGCUACAUCGUAUUAUCCUCAGUUCUUAUUUCGCUCCUCUUCGCGUUUCCUGUAUUUGAUUUUAUUCUUUAUUAGUGCUGUUGUUUAUUCUUCUAUAGUUCAUAUGUUAUUUGAUUGUUUUCCUAUCCCUUGGUGCUGUCAUGUUUUCGUUCUUGUUCUUAAGCGUUAUAGAGUAUGCUCGUUAGGAGUGAGAGUAUGCGAUUUACAAACUUCGCAUUUAUUACUAUUACAAUGACUGAUCGAGCGAUCAGGGUGUCCUUCGAAUUCGAAUCUAACGUAAAAUAGAUGAUGGAGGGGAAAUACUUUCUUCUUCUUUUUUGAGCUGCUGUCAUCAUAGACGAAUAUUACACCAACUCCAGUCUACAGAGUGUCGGAUAGUGAUUCUUAUUUGGCUCAACUUUAUUUGUUGUAUUCUCAUAUAGUAGCUAAGGGAGGUCAUCCACAUGUGCGCCAUUACUUUGCCACCGAAGUAAACUUUCUACGUCCAAUCUGCCUCACUACGCAACAAGAUCCCAAGCUCAUUACAUUGUGUGUUAAAAUGUCGGACUUUGAAGAUUAUAACUCUGAAGACGACGCAGACUACGUACCUUCAGAAGGUGAACAGUUAAGCGAGGAGGAAAAUUCUGGUGACGAGGAAGAUUUAUCCCUGUUGGUAGAGGAUGGGGAUGCAGAGAACACAAACAGAUCCAAAACAAAAAAGAAAGGGAAGAAAAAAUCAUCCAUUUUAUCUAGGAAGCGAAAAGGAGGAAUUAAACUGGAUGAGCAGAGUGUUGAAACCAAUGAAGAGGAACCAGGUGGUGAGAGAAAUACAGAACUUGCAGGACAAAUAAAACAAGAGACUAAAGAGCUGAAAGAAAAUAAGGAAAAAAAGAGGGCAGAUGAUUUGUGGGCUAGUUUUAUAUCAGAUGUCAAGCCACCACCUAAAAAGCCUUCUUCAACUGCAUCAUUGAGUUUGGGGAAUCCCCAGGAGAGUGCAAGUACUGCCAAGACUAAUGGCGUAAAGGCUUCUGCAGAUAAGGUCACAAUCACACAAGUUUUUGAUUUUGCAGGAGAGGAAGUAAGGGUGACGAAAGAGGUGGAUGCAAAUUCUAAAGAGGCGCAAGCAGAGAUAAAAGCACAGCAGGACAAACAAGAGCCAGCUGCACUAGCAGUUACAACCACUUCAACAUCUAGCAGCACAUUGCCGGGUCUGAAGAGACCAGCACCUACAGGAAGUGGCCUUGGAAGCGUAUUAAGCAAAAUUGGCAAAAAGCAAAAGAUGGGGACUUUGGAAAAGUCAAAACUUGACUGGGAAUCUUUCAAAGCAAAAGAGGGUAUCAACGAGGAGCUAACAAACCACAACAAAGGAAAGGAUGGUUAUAUAGAGAGGAUGGCUUUUCUAAACCGUGCUGACGUUCGGCAGUUUGAGAUUGAGCGAGAUCUUCGACUGAGCAACAGAGGCAAAAGAUGACAGCAAUAUAAGAAAAGUAGUGCAUCUUUUUGUGUAUGUCUCAUCUGUGGUGUUGUGAGGGUUUUAUUUUUAACCCUAGAAAAUGAAUCAAACCAGAUCUUAAAAGAAACCAUGACCAUCAUUGUUUAGUGCUAACAAAGCUACACUAAUCUUGGGUUUUACUCGUCAGAAAUGAGAUAACAUACCCUUUAUUCUUUCUAUAUAGAAUGGUGGUUAUA
Molecule: messenger RNA, 2336 nt
Organism: Pomacea canaliculata
Lineage: Eukaryota; Metazoa; Mollusca; Gastropoda; Architaenioglossa; Ampullariidae
Product: craniofacial development protein 1-like
Source: RefSeq, a predicted model, not a curated record